CACUAACGUCACGUACGACAAUGACAUUAAUUUAAAUUAUCGCUCUGGAAAAAUGGGCAAAGACUAUUACAGUAUUUUAAACAUUCCCCACAAUGCCACAGACGACGACAUAAAGAAAGCCUACCGCAAACUGGCCUUGAAGUACCAUCCCGACAAAAACAAAGCACCAAACGCCGAGGAAAAGUUCAAAGACAUAGCUGAAGCUUACGAAGUCCUGUCCGACAAGAGAAAAAGAGAUAUAUACGAUCAGUACGGAGAGGACGGUUUGAAAGGAAGAGCUGCAACUGGGGGUGGUGGAGGAGGAGGUGUAUUUCAAAACGGUACCACCUUCUACACAUUCCACGGCGACCCUAGAGCGACUUUCGCGCAAUUUUUUGGUGGCACGAACCCUUUCGAGGAUAUGUUUCUAUUCAGCAACAAUGGAAACUUUUUUCAGGAACCGUCUAGCGGACACAGGCAGCAAGAUCCGCCAAUAGAGCAAGACGUUUACGUUUCCCUGGAAGAUAUCCUGACCGGAUGUUCUAAAAAGAUGAAAAUACAGAAAAAAGUGCUUCGAAACGACGGUAGUCUAAGAAAGGAAGACAAAAUAUUACACAUCGAAGUAAAACCUGGAUGGAAAGCUGGAACUAAAAUAACUUUCCCUAAGGAAGGAGACCAGGGACACAACAAAAUACCUGCUGACGUUGUGUUUAUUAUUAAAGAUAAGCCUCAUCCAGUAUUCAAACGAGAAGGAAGCGAUAUACGAUACACGGCAAAAAUAUCUUUAAAAGAAGCUCUGUGUGGCUGUUCCGUUAACGUACCGUUCUUGGAAGGUGGAAGAAAAUUGUUGCAUUUUCAGGAUGAAAUUAUAACUCCUGAUACUAUAAAACGAAUAAGUGGACAAGGAUUGCCUUUCCCUAAGGAGCCAUCACGCCGAGGAGAUUUAAUAGUUGGGUUUAACAUUGUUUUUCCUAGAAAACUGUCAACGCCUGCACAGAACAAAUUACGAGAUAUCCUUCCCUAAAUGUUAUAGAAUAAAUAUGUACUCAUUCACUCACUAAUAAACUUAACAAAUU
Messenger RNA from Sitophilus oryzae (rice weevil), 1055 nucleotides. Its product is annotated as dnaJ protein homolog 1-like. Gene Ontology annotation, cellular component: cytosol. Bases 53 to 1003 code for a protein of 316 amino acids. The transcript has a single exon. Gene Ontology annotation, biological process: negative regulation of transcription by RNA polymerase II. Gene Ontology annotation, molecular function: protein-folding chaperone binding. NCBI's taxonomy places the organism in Eukaryota, Metazoa, Arthropoda, Insecta, Coleoptera, Curculionidae. The record is from RefSeq and is a predicted model, not a curated record.